Molecule: messenger RNA, 1382 nt
Organism: Lolium perenne
Lineage: Eukaryota; Viridiplantae; Streptophyta; Magnoliopsida; Poales; Poaceae
Source: RefSeq, a predicted model, not a curated record
CAUGUUACGAUACUGUUCAUGGGUGACAUGCCACCUGAUCUCUGUCCGCGAACGACGGGCCAUCUCACUGUUCAGCAGGCCCGUCCUUUUUUCAGAUCCUAACGCCGCCGUCCACGGCCCCUCCGGCUCCGGCGUCGCCGCAUCUCCCCCCUGCCCCCGAACUCCUCCCCUCCCUCUGAUCCAGUUCAGGCCGCUCCCGAGCCCCCCGCACCAUUAUCGACCCGCGCCGCCCAAGACUUGCCGGCGGGAAAGAACGGCGCCGCACAGACCAAGGCAUCCAUGCGCGCGGCUCCGUCGAGCUGGCCGGACCGGGUCUGCAGCUUGGUCGAGGGCGUUUGGAGGUGCUCCACGCCGGCGAGGUGCCUCCGGCCACCAGGACGCGCACGGAGCGCCCUCUUCCUCGACGUGCUGUGACGAGACGGUGGAGGCGGUUGUUCGGUGGUCUCCGCCUGGCCGCCAAUUCCGUCGCCGCUCCUCGCCUGAAUGCUCCGCCGCUCAAGUGCCUCGGCGUCUUUGCGGGAGGCCGUGGACGCGCAGGAUCUGCAGCUAGCGCCGCGUGCAGGAGGCGUCCACGUCGUCCAGGAUGUCGCCCCCAGGCACACCACCGUUGCUACCUCGAUGCCACCGCAUCCAAAGAUCACUGAACUCGGAUUUCAUGAUGUUGGAGCUACACGGCCGCCCGUGCAUCUACAAGCAGAACGGCCAGGGCGCCGUGAUCUGGUUACUCACUACGGAUCACCGGUGGGAGCAGCUAUACAUUCUGGCCAAUGAAAGCUCUCAGCGGGGCGAUUAUUUCGCGGGCGCCUGGGACUGCGGAUGUGGACUUGUGCUCGCCGUCUUCAGAAUGAGCGGCGCCUAUUUGUACAACCUCCACGACGAGGCUGCAGCGGAAGGCGGCGACGAAGGCGGCAAAAGGCUGGCGGCUGUACGCUCACUGCCGAUCGAAUACAAAUGGCCGGAGCAAUUCAAGGGUAUCUGGUUUGCUGAACCACCGAGUCUGUUCGAUUACCGCCCGACACUCAUAUCACCCGCGAGUAUCAUAAGCGAUGUUGCUAAUUUGUCUGGCCGUCCUCGUGAGUGUGUUGUACGGGAGCAGGAAUUGGGUGACAUGUUCUUGGAGAUGACACAUAAAUGGGUCCUAGGUCCAGCAAUGCAGAUGCUCGCUAAUCUGCAGGAAGCUUGACUUCUGAAUUCCUCUCAAAGUGGAGAGGAAUUGCCUGAUUGGUCGUCUCAUAACGAUGACAUAAACAGCAGUUUAAGCUUCCUUGCCAGGUGCAGUUGCGCUAUGCUUUUUUUUUUAACAAGCAGUUGCCUUUAAGGAGGACAUCCUUAUCGAAUGUACCAUGUAUUUUAAAAAUAAUAUGGAGAAAAUUUCAUUUUCC